Messenger RNA from Equus quagga, 5444 nucleotides. RefSeq names its product transmembrane protein 51 (gene TMEM51). Bases 3995 to 4741 code for a protein of 248 amino acids. The record is from RefSeq and is a predicted model, not a curated record. The transcript is spliced from 7 exons. Lineage: Eukaryota; Metazoa; Chordata; Mammalia; Perissodactyla; Equidae.
GGCUGUCACUGUGUCCUCUCCAUUUUUGCCCACUUUUCUCUCCUUCUUUGGGUUGCUCCUGCCUCUCUGUUCCCUCCUGUCCUUCCUCCCCAGCGUGUCGUCUCUCCUAGUUUCUUCUCUGUUGUCCCUCUUGGGCAUGCAGGAGGCUGAGGGCAGAGUCUCUGGGGCGGCGCAGUGCCUGGCCACAGGGUAGAGAGACGGCAUCCCCUCGGGCGUGUCCGCCUGUCCCUUCCAGUACGCUUCUUUCUUUUUUCCCGGUGUCUCUCUUUGCUAGAAGUACGUUAUAACCUUAGCAAUAACGUUUUCAGGGGCAGGCCUGGCUCUUCUCCCUCUAAUUCUGCUGACCGCCUAGAGGCAUUCCCAGCCCAGUGAUUCAUGGCAGUAUCCAUGGGUGGCCUGUUCUAGGGCAGAGGCCUGGGGGGAGGUUUGCUAACCAUCAGCCCAGCGAUUGUGCCCUUCCUCAGUCAGUGCACGGCCACAGGCCCCUCUCGCUCUCAGUGAGUGACCCGAAUAGUCAUCCUCAGAACAUCCCAGCCAGUCUUGGAAAGAGACCCGGUACCCCUGGAAUUCAGGCCUUGAGUCUCGCCGAGUUCAGGACUCCCCCCUCUGCUUGCAGCCUGGCUGUGCAGUCUGAGGAUGCGCAACCAGAAGGUGGUGGCGGAGGCCCGCUCAGUGAGCACCAAGCUGGCCUCAGAAAGGGGAGGCCGGGGGACCGCUGGUGGUUUGCUUUUGUUUUUGUUUUUAUAGUCAUCGUUUAUUUUAAUUUUUUUUAUUAGGCAAGAGGGUAUGUAUGGGUUCACACAGGGGAAACGUGGGUAUGUCCAGCUGGGUUCACGGGUUCGAUGGUGUCCCUGGAGCCUGGCUCCCCCUCCCUCUCAGCUCGCCUGUCCUCCGUGCUGGCUCCCUCCUCAGAGGCCCAGCUGGCCAUGCAGCUCUCUGCAUCCCAUCCUUCCUGGAAACCCUGCAGGGACGGGCCCAGCAAGGAGGCCCCCCCUUGGGGAACAGGAAGAUCUGAUUGGCCAGGCCCGGCCACGCCCAGGUCCAGGUGGCCCGUCCCCCGCCUCCAGUGCCCCUCUUUGGAAGUGACUAGUGCAGCAGCCUCUGGACAGCUUGGGGGCACGCAGCGCCGUCUCCGAAGGGUCCCUGCAGAGAGUUCUGGCAUAGUGCUCAGCAUCCCUCAGAUUGUCCGUUUGGGAUUUUCCUAUCCGAUACUGAGUUUUGUACAGAGAGGGCAUACCUGUGGGUGCCUGGCACGGGGUGGUUUCUCUGAGAGCCUGGGUCUCCGCGCCCCCAGCACCUGGAGCACAGGCAGGCGUGCUGCGGCUGCGCAGUGAAUUCAUGUGGACUCAGUGACUGGAGGGCUGGGGCGGCUGGAGUUGGGCAGCCCCGCUCCUGCCCCCAGGGCCGCCCCCACCGGGCAGCUCCACCUGUCCGUGCCCAGCGUGUGGGGGGCACUAAGGAAAUAGCAGCUAUUGUAUCAUUGUUGUUACUCUUGUGACUCCACCGUUGCUAUUGUUCAACCUGGAAGCUUCUCCCGGCUCCAGGAGCCAUCUUGACCCUUGCUGACUCUCUCCCUCUGGCUACCUUUGCUUUAGUAAGCCCGCUCUGUGCCAAAAUGUGUGGCCUUACGAUUCCUCCAGUGAUCUUCAGAUCUGAACAACCCACAGGGUGGAUCAAGGGUCAGACCUCACAGAUCCUUAAACUGUGCGGUCCAGGCCCUCUGUGGGGUAGACAGUGUGGCCUAGCUCCUGGCCUGAGGCGACAGGGGACAUGACUGGAACACCCACAGACUCACCGGAGACCUUGACACCCGCUGUGGGGCUUCUGGGUGGACGAUCUGGGCUCGAAUGUGGACGGUGCAGGUUAGGAGCCUGUGGUUUCUGACUGGUCACUGCCCUCGGCCCCCAUCCCUCUCAUAGUGGGGACAAGGGAGCAACCAGGGGGCGUUUUGAUGAUCCAGGUUGCAUACAUGCCGUGCAAGCGUGUCCUGCUCAGUGCCCGGGCCCAGGAAGUACUCUGAGCGUGGGCUUGAGUUGCAACCCUCAGCACUGUGCUGGGGGGGCUCAGAGAGGGGCGGAGUCCUUGGACAUGAGAUGCAGCUUCAGGCGGCCCCUUGAGCUCUGAGUCACGGCCUGACCUGGGUGGCGGAGAGACACAGGGUCAGCUCCCAGCCCUGACCAUCAGCUUCUGAGCAGGAUACUUAAGACACUGGCAUUUGUCUCUGUCAUUCAGUGGUCUGGGACAACCCCAGGGGCCUUCACUCUCUCUGCCAUCAGCAAACCUCUGCUUCUGAUGUUGGACUGAGGAGUGCCUUGCCCAUGGAGGCAGUAUAUAGAUGUUUGAAAACUCCUCUUGAAGCCUGGUGUGGGGCAGUGGGAGGCAGGAUUUCAGAGGGACUCUGGACUCAGCCUGUCUGGGUCACACUUGUGCUCUGCUACUUAUUAACGCGAGACUUUGGGCAAGUUACCUGACCUCUCUGGGCCUCAGCGUCUGCAUCUGUAACGUGGGGAUGAAGGUAGUGGCUUCUCCUUGAAGGUUAGGUGAGAUAAGCCGAGCUCAGAGCCAGCAGUCGAUGGUGUUGGCUGUUCUUAUCGUGACGGAAAGAUGCAUGCUUUUGAAAAGAAAAGGCCCUCUUCUAAAAUGCAUACUCCCCCCAAGUUGUCAUGUGACACACAUCGUCUCCAUCCAGGUCUGCCUGAAGCUCUGAGAGCCAUGCUGCUGGGUACCAGAGUGGGCACUUAUCCAGGGGGACAGUCUGUGGAGGGCCAGUGAACCCCUGAAAUUGGACAGGACUGUACCUAGGGCCUUAUGGUGGGCUGGACAAUGACAUUAUUAAUGAAUAAUGACACACUUCCCAAAAACAUCCACAUCCUAAGCCCAGAGCCUGUGCAUGUGUGACCUUGUAUGGUAAAGGCCUUUGAGGAUUCACGUUAUCCAGACGCGCAUGAUGUAGUCACGAGAGUCCUUAGAAGAGGGAGGCAGGAGAGUCAGUCAGAGAAGGUGUGCCCGUGGAAGCAGAGGUUGGAAUGAAGCGCUCCAGAGACAGAGGAAGGGGCCAGGAGCCGAGGAGUGCAGGCGGCCUCUGGAGGCUGAAGAAGACGAGGAAACAGCUUCUCUCCUGAACCCUCCAGAAGGAAUGCAGCCCUGCUGACGCCUUAAUUGUAGCCUUCUGCCUCCAGAACAAUAAGGAAACUGAGACUUCGGGGAUAAGGAACAGCCAGCUGAGCGGAGUAGCCGAGGCUCGUGCCAAAGUCCUUGCCUUGACCCGCCGUGGCGCUCACCUCCCUGAUCUGCGUGUGCCUGUCACCACGGCCCUCCUGGUUCUGGAACUUGUGCCUUCACCCAACAGAGCUGCAGCACGGGUAGGAGAAGACAGGAUCAGGAGGUGAGCUGUGCCUAGAAGGUCCUCGCCUUUUCCAGCACUUCGCUGGGGCCCGACUGGCCUUUACAGAUCAGAACGGCAGCAGGAGAGCGGCCAGCUGCCCUCUGCAGCCCCGAGAGACCGUCUUGCAGUUUCCUCGGGGCCGACGUGUAGACGGGAGGCCACUUCGGGAUCACGUGUGGGCCGCUGAGAAAGCACCUAUUACCAAAAUAGAGCCAGAUACAACUUGGUUUUGCCUGGUUCUGAACUUCAUAUAAAUGGAAUCCUGCUGUGUGUUCUGCAAUUUGCUUUCUGCUCUGCAUCCCAUGUGUCAGACUGGUCCAUGCUGGUGCCUAUGGCCACAGGUGGAUCCUGAACUCUAGAUUGUACCAUGAAGGGUCGUUUCCGGGCUGCCCUGAGCUGUGCCAGGUGACAACAGACCCCCCGGCCACCGCUGUCCACACGGGACGCCUCGAAUUUGCUGGAAGCCACCCCUCAAGAGUGUGGCUGCUGUUUUCCUAGUGCAGCGCUGAGGACUUUGUUCAGUGCACUCAAGGGGGUUUUAUUGCUGCUGCUGCUUUUUAUUUAUUUAUUUUCUUCCUUUGAACUGGGCUGUGCCCUGUUCUCGCUGGCAUGAUGGCGCAGUCCAAGGCCAACGGCUCACACUACGCGCUGACCGCCAUCGGCCUGGGGAUGCUGGUCCUCGGGGUCAUCAUGGCCAUGUGGAACCUGGUGCCCGGGUUCAGUGCGGCCGAAAAGCCGACAGCUCAGGGGAACAAGACCGAGAUAGGCAGUGGCAUUCUCAAGAGCAAGACCUUCUCCGUGGCCUAUGUGCUGGUCGGCGCUGGGGUGGCCCUGCUGCUGCUCUCCAUCUGCCUGAGCAUCCGGGACAAGAGGAAACAGCGGCAAGGCGAGGAGAUGGCGCACAUCCAGCACCAGCAGGGGGCCGAGCCUCGUGCCCAGGAGGAAGACAGCCAGGAGGAGGAGGAGGUCUCCUCGAGGUACUACGUCCCCAGUUACGAGGAAGUGAUGAACACAAACUACUCGCAGGCGAGGGAGCAGGACCAGAACCAGAGGAUGAGCAUCUCUCUCCCCUCCUAUGAGUCCUUGACGGGCCUCGAUGAGACGACCCCCACGACCGCCAGGGCCGACGUGGAGGCCAGCCCGGGGAACCCCCCCGACAGGCAGAACUCCAAGUUGGCCAAACGCCUGAAGCCACUGAAAGUUCGAAGGAUUAAAUCUGAGAAGCUUCACCUCAAAGACUUUAGGAUCAAUCUCCCAGACAAAAACGUCCCUCCUCCCUCCAUCGAGCCUUUGACUCCCCCGCCACACUAUGAUGAAGUCCAGGAGAAGGCCCCCGACGCCCGGCCGCCUGACUGACGGCGCCUCUCAGGUGUCUUCCCUCCUGCCACUCACCCUCCGCACCCACAGACCCCCAGUGAAGCCACUUCAGCUGCAGAUGAGGAGCGGAGGGGCCAGAUGCCUCCUUAGCAAUUUGGAUGGUGGGGGGUUCUGUGAAUUGGGAGAGACUGUGACGUCUGCGGAACCUCGUGUAGCAGGCACGUCAGACAGAGAUGCUGCCUCGGCUCUCCUGAUGUUGCGGGGCCAUCGAGGGGUGACCCAGGCACCUUCCCCCUUGUUUUCCUUCAACUCUGAGUUGUCGGCCACACCACUCCUCUUUCCGGUUAGGAAAGGAUACCCAGCAACUGGUUAGAUUGUGGUUUUGUUCUGCUUCCACUCGGGCCAUUUUGUCCUGCCUCCGCUUUCUUCACUGGAGUCCUGAACUGUGGGUGGGGGAUAUGACUCAGCUUUGGAGAAAGGACACGGGGCCGUUUUGUGAAGGAAGAGAAUCAAGAGGCUGCAUGAUUAUGUGGGGCGAGGCCCAGGCGGGUCUCUCAGAGCCCCUGAUCCGUCGGGUCUUUGAGGGCCCCAGGCCUGAGGAUGCAUAAGGUCGUAGUCUUAUCUGGUACUCUCUCCUCGUCUCUCCUGUGUAACAGCAAGAAAGGACAGCUGUGUGGGAUGUUGUGUUCCUUCUAAAAUGCCAUGCAGCCGAGCUUUUUAUAAUAAAAUAUUUUAUAUGUAG